AUGACGGAUGAAAACAAGACCUACGUCGGAUACGCUUCCCGCGACCCCUUGUGUGGUGAGGACAUUCCGGAAGAUUUCCUGAAAACCGUAUGGAUAAGCCGAUUACCAGGCAACCUGCGGGCGCUUACUACAUCCCAAAUCAAAGCUUCGUUAGAAGACUUAGCUGAAUCAGCGUCCAAGGUACAAGACGUCGCCCCUCAGGCUCUGCAGGUCCAUGCGUUGGGUAGUACCACUCAUGGCACGGAGAUAUCCGAAAUUGCAAGACAAAUGACCGAACUCACAAGAGAAGUUGCUGCCUUAAAGGCUGGAAAUCCUCCGCACACAUCAAGAUCUGGUUUCCGCGGCAGUCGAGCGCCGUUUAUGUCUAGCCGCCGUCAGGAACGUUCCACGUCGAGUCCCAGAGAUCAAUCCAUAUGCUGGUACUGCCUCACGGUCAUCGAUCGCUUUACGCGUUGGCCUGAAUCAUAUCCAUUGGCCGACAUCACCGCAGAGACCUGUGCACUAGCCUUUAUAUCAGGCUGGGUCGCCCGCUUUGGCUGUCCUACAAAAAUCGCCACGGACAGAGGCAGACAAUUUGAAUGCGAGCUUUUCCGAAGUUUGGCGGCAAUCCUUGGAUCCGAACAUCGACCAACAACUUCUUACCAUCCGGCGUGCAAUGGAAUGAUCGAACGUCUCCAUCGACAGUUAAAGGCAGCCAUAAUGUGCCAUACCAACACGCACUGGGUAGAAGCUUUGCCGUUGGUACUCCUCGGAAUCCGCAGUGCUUGGAAAGAAGACAUCCAGUCUUCGGCGGCAGAGCUCGUAUAUGGCGAGCCAUUGCGCCUACCUGGUGACUUUUUCAAGCCUUCAGAAAACACUCCAGUGGACUACUGCAAUUUUGUGGCCAGACUACGCAACCAUAUGUCUAAAAUCAUGCCAGUUCCGGGCACUCGUCACUCGCAGAGGCCGUUCUAUAUCCCGAAAGACCUCAGCUCCGCAGAUUAUGUUUUUCUACGACAUGGACCUGUCAAAGGAUCACUGGAAUCACCGUACACUGGCCCAUAUAAGGUUUUGCAUAGAGGAAGCAAAACAUUUAAAAUAGUGAUAGCCGGGAAAGCAUGCACUGUCACUAUAGACAGGCUCAAGCCAGCGUAUAUGUCUGAGGAUGAUUGGGGAAAUCUCAGCCACAGCAGCGCUACGCCUAACACGCCAUUGAUUCCGCAGCUACCCGCAUCUGCUCCCAAUAAUCCGCCGCUAGAACGGGAACAAACUGCAGAAAGAAGAACACGUAGCAGCCGAACCGUACACUUUCCGCCCCAUCUGCUUGACUAUCGACCGUAG
Molecule: messenger RNA, 1320 nt
Organism: Cydia strobilella
Lineage: Eukaryota; Metazoa; Arthropoda; Insecta; Lepidoptera; Tortricidae
Exons: 3
Coding region: 1-1320 (439 amino acids)
Biological process (GO): DNA integration
Molecular function (GO): nucleic acid binding
Source: RefSeq, a predicted model, not a curated record